Engraulis encrasicolus (European anchovy) is the source of this 10991-nucleotide messenger RNA. It is a transcript of the gene csmd3a, whose product is annotated as CUB and Sushi multiple domains 3a. Bases 71 to 10885 code for a protein of 3604 amino acids. The record is from RefSeq and is a predicted model, not a curated record. The transcript has 71 exons. NCBI's taxonomy places the organism in Eukaryota, Metazoa, Chordata, Actinopteri, Clupeiformes, Engraulidae.
CACACGACAGUGCUCUGCCUCCAACCGAGGACUAUCAAUCCCAUAAAUAGGCAGCGUACACUUUGUGAAUAUGAAAUCAGUUUUUAAGGCCGGAUACGUCGAUGGCAUGAAUGGAUUUUUAGUUCUUUCUAACAGAGGAUGUAUUAAAUGUGGACGAACAGACUUGCUUCAAGAUAAAACGAUGAGGAUAAAAGCUGGCUUUCUAAUUUGGAAUAUUCUAUUUUCAAUGAUGUUCACAUACGUGCACGGUUUCAUCUUCACAUGUGGAGGGACAUUAAAAGGCAAGAACGGCACCAUAGAAAGCCCAGGAUUUCCUCACGGGUAUCCCAAUGGUGCCAACUGUACGUGGGUGAUAGUGGCAGAGGAGAGGAACAGAAUUCAUAUAGUUUUUCAGUCCUUCGCCGUGGAGGAGGAGUACGACUUUUUGUCGCUGUAUGACGGGCAUCCCCACCCGGCAAACUUUCGAAUAAGGUUGACAGGAUUUCAGGUGCCAGCGCCCGUCACAAGCACAGGCUCCAUUUUCUCCCUGCGCCUCACCAGCGACUUCGCCGUGAGCGCUCACGGAUUUAAAAUAUAUUAUGAAGAGCUACAAAGCAGUUCCUGUGGCAACCCUGGCGUGCCGUCCAAAGGGGUCCUGAAUGGCACGCGCUUCAACGUGGGGGACAGGAUCCGCUACCACUGUGUGACGGGCUACAUCCUGGACGGCCACUCACAGCUCACCUGCGUCACCAGCACCGCAGGCACGGCCGUCUGGGACUUCCCCGUGCCCAUCUGCAGAGCUGAGGACACCUGCGGGGGCACGCUGAGGGGCUCCAGUGGGGUGAUCUCCAGCCCGGAGUUCCAGGGGGACUACAAGAACAGCGGGGAGUGCACCUGGACCAUCCUGGCCGACACGGGGGACACCAUCUCCCUGGUCUUCACAGAGUUCCAGCUGGAGAACAAGCUGGACUACCUGGAGGUGGAGGGCUCCGAGCCUCCGUCGAUUUGGUUAUCGGGCAUGAACAUCCCAGUGCCUAUUGUUAGCACCAAGAACUGGUUAAGGCUGCAUUUCGUGACGGACAGCAAUCAUCGACAUAAAGGCUUUACGGCUCAGUACCAGGUGAAAAGAUCAGGAGAUUUCAAAUCGAGAGGGGUGAAGUUAUUACCUGGAAGAGAUAACACAAGCAAGUUUUCGAUCAUGAACGAGGGAGGUGUAAAACAAGUGUCCAAUUAUUGCCCUGACCCAGGGGAACCAGAGAAUGGCAAGCGCAUUGGCUCCGACUUCAGCAUCGGAGCCAGCGUGCACUUCACCUGCGACGGGGACCACGUGCUCCAGGGCUCCAAGACCGUUACGUGCCAGCGCGUGGCCGAGGUCUUCGCCGCCUGGAGCGACCACAGACCCGUCUGCAAGGUGAAAACCUGCGGCUCGAAUCUCCAGGGGCCCUCGGGCACGUUCACGUCGCCCAACUUCCCCAUCCAGUACGAGAGUAACUCGCAGUGUGUCUGGAUCGUUACGGCCAGCAAUCCCAACAAGGUUAUUCAAAUCAACUUCGAGGAGUUUGACCUGGAAAUCGGAUAUGACACUCUAACAAUCGGAGACGGAGCUGAAGUGGGGGAUUCCAGGACCAUCAUUCAAGUGUUAACUGGCAGUUUCGUUCCGGACCUAAUUGUCAGCAUGACCCAUCGGAUGUGGCUACAUCUUCAGUCAGAUGAGAGCGUCGGAUCUAUAGGCUUUAAGAUCAAUUAUAAAGAAAUUGACAAGGAGAGCUGCGGAGACCCAGGGACGCCGCUGUAUGGAUUUCGGGAAGGCAGUGGCUUCUCCAAUGGGGAUGUGCUGCGCUUCGAGUGCCAGUUUGGCUUCGAGUUGAUCGGCGAACGAACGAUUUCGUGUCAGAAUAACAACCAGUGGUCCGCCAACAUUCCCAUCUGUAUAUUUCCGUGCCUGUCCAACUUCACGGCCCCCAUGGGCACGGUGCUGUCCCCGGACUACCCGGAGGGCUACGGGAACAACAUGAACUGCGUGUGGCUCAUCAUCUCCGAGCCCGGCAGCCGCAUCCACCUGGCCUUCAACGACUUCGACCUGGAGCCGCCGUACGACUUCCUGACGGUGAAGGACGGCGAGGCGCCCAACGCCACCGUGCUGGGACGCUUCUCGGGCGCUGAGGUGCCCUCGCACCUCACCAGCCACACCCACCUGCUGCAGCUGGAGUUCCAGGCCGACCACUCCAUGUCGGGGCGAGGGUUCAACAUCACCUACAGCACGUUUGGCCACAACGAGUGCCCGGACCCUGGGGUGCCCUUGAACGCACGGCGGUUCGGCGACAGCUUUCAGCUGGGCAGCUCCAUCUCGGUGGUGUGCGAGGAGGGCUUCAUCAAGACCCAGGGCUCCGACACCAUCGUCUGUGAGCUGGAUGGAGACAGGGUGAUGUGGAGUGGCCUGAUCCCCAGAUGUGAAGCUCCCUGUGGCGGUCAUUUCACGGCCCCGGUGGGAGUGAUCCUGUCUCCCGGCUGGCCUGGCUACUACAAAGACUCCCUGAGCUGCGAGUGGGUGAUUGAAGCUGAGCCCGGCCGCUCCAUCAAGAUCACCUUUGACAGGUUUCAGACGGAGUUGAGCUUCGACUUUCUGGAGGUCCACGACGGGCCCAACCUGCUCUCCCCGCUGCUGGGCUCCUUCAACGGCUCCCAGGUGCCCCAGUUCCUCUUCAGCAGCGCCAGCUCCCUCUACCUGCUCUUCACCACCGACAGCAGCCGCUCCGACAGCGGCUUCAAACUCUUUUAUGAAACUGUGGCAGUGGACAGGCACUCUUGUCUGGAUCCUGGGAUUCCCGUUAACGGCGUCCGUCAUGGCCAGGACCUUUCCAUCGGCUCCAAGGUGCGCUUCACCUGCGAUGCCGGCUACCGACUGAGCCACGAGGAGGCCCUGGUGUGUGAGAAGAACCACUGGUGGAGUCACCCACUUCCCUCGUGUGAUGCGCAGUGCGGCGGUGACAUUGAGGGACCUGAAGGCAUUAUCCUGUCCCCUGGGUUCCCCGAGCUCUAUCCCAACUCAUUAAACUGCACCUGGACGGUGGAGGUCAGCCACGGCAAAGGAGUGCAGUUCACGUUCCACACCUUCCACCUGGAGGACCACCACGACUACCUGCUGCUGACGGAGAACGGCAGCUUCGCCCAGCCCUUGGCCCGGCUCACCGGCGCGCAGCGGCCGCCAUCCAUCAACGCCGGCCUCUACGGCAACUUCAGGGCCCAGCUGCGCUUCAUCUCCGACUUCUCCAUCUCCUUCCAGGGCUUCAACAUCUCCUACUCAGAGUAUGACCUGGAACCGUGCGAAGACCCUGGCACGCCAAGGUUUGGCUGGCACAGUGGCGGUGGGCGCCUGGGUAUUGGCGACUCGCUGGUGUUUGCGUGCGAGAGUGGCUACCGGCUGCAGGGCUUGCGGGAGAUUGUGUGCCUGGGUGGUGGGCGACGUGUGUGGAGUGCACCCCUGCCAAGAUGUGUUGCCGACUGCGGCUCCACCGUCAUCGACAACGCCGGCGUUCUGCUCUCGCCCAACUACCCCAUGAAUUACGACACCAAUCACGAGUGCAUCUACAGCGUCCAGGUGCAGGCAGGCAAGGGGAUCAACAUCUCUGCCAGCGCCUUCCAUCUCGCCCAAGGUGACAUCCUUAAGCUGUAUGACGGGCAGGACAACACGGCGGAUGCCCUUGGCACCUUCUCAGGGACGACCAUGCUGGGCCUGUCCCUCACCAGCACCUCCAAUCAUCUGUGGCUGGAGUUCUACUCCGGGCCGGACACCACGGCUCCAGGCUUCAAGCUCAUUUUCUCCAGUUUCGAGCUCUCCCACUGCGAGGACCCCGGCGUUCCCCAGUUCGGCUCCAAAGUCAGCGACCAGGGCCACUUCUCCGGCAGCGCAGUCACCUACAGUUGCGACCCGGGAUACCGUCUCCAUGGCAGCAGCGUCCUGCGCUGCAUGACAGGCGAGAGGAGGACCUGGGACCACCAGUUGCCCUCCUGCAUAGCGGAAUGUGGCGGAAGUUUCCUGGGGGAGUCGUCGGGGAGGAUCUUGUCUCCUGGAUACCCCUUCCCCUACGACAACAACCUGCGGUGCACCUGGGCCAUCCAAGUGGAUACAGGAAACACAGUCAGCCUGCAGUUCUUGGCCUUCGACACGGAGGCGUCCCACGACAUCCUGAAGGUGUGGGACGGCCGGCCGGAGAGCGAGAUGCUGCUGAGGGAGGUGAGCGGCUCCCUGCUGCCCGAUGGUAUCCACAGCACCCUCAACCUCGUCACGCUGCAGUUCGAAACCGACUUCUACAUCAGCAAGUCCGGAUUCGCCAUCGACUUCUCCAGUUCGGUGGCCACGGCCUGCAGGGACCCCGGCACGCCCAUGAACGGCACCCGUAGCGGUGACGGCAAGGAGCCAGGUGACACGGUGACCUUCGUGUGUGACCCGGGCUACGAGCUGCAGGGCGAGGGCAAGAUCACCUGCAUCCAGGUGGACAACCGAUACUACUGGCAGCCCAGCCCUCCCACCUGCAUCGCUCCUUGUGGUGGAAACGUGACAGGAUCCUCUGGCUUCAUCCUGUCGCCCAACUACCCGCACCCGUACCCCCACAGCAAGGACUGCGACUGGUUCAUCACCGUCCACACCGACUACGUCAUCUCAUUAGCUUUCAUAAGUUUCAGCAUCGAGCCCAACUACGACUUCCUGUACAUCUACGACGGCAGCAGCAGCAGCCACCUGAUCGGGACCUUUCAGGACAGCAAACUGCCCGAGAAGGUGGAGAGCACCUCCAACGUCAUGCACAUCGCCUUCCGCAGUGACGGCUCUGUCAGCUACACUGGCUUCCACCUGGAGUACAAAGCCAAGCUGCGUGAGUCGUGUUUCGAUCCGGGCACGGUGAUGAAUGGCAGCAGGCUGGGGAGCGACUACAAGCUGGGCUCCAGCGUGACCUUCCACUGCGACGCCGGCUACCUGCUGCAGGGCUACUCCUCGCUCAGCUGCCAGAUGGGGGACACGGGCCGGCCCGAGUGGAGCCGCCCGCUGCCCAGCUGCCAAGCUCCUUGUGGCAGCCGCUCCACGGGCUCAGAGGGCACGGUGCUGUCUCCCAACUACCCCCGCAACUACACCCGCGGCAACACCUGCCUCUACGAGGUCUCCGUGCCGGGAGAGUUCGUGCUGUUUGGACAGUUUGUCGUCUUUCAGACCACGACUCACGACAUGGUGGAUAUCUACGAUGGCCCCUCGCCAGACUCCCCUCUCCUGGCCUCGCUACACGGCUCUCACUCAGGGGAGACCUUACCUCUAAGCUCUGGAAAUGAAAUCACAAUCAAGUUCACCUCUGAAGCACCAACCACUGCCAAGGGGUUUCAUUUUGUGUAUCAAGCCGUGCCCAGGACCAGUGCGUCGCAGUGCAGCUCGGUGGCAGAGCCGCGGUUCGGGAGGCGCAUCGGCAACGACUUUGGCCUGGGAGCCAUGGUGCUGUUCGAGUGUAACCCUGGCUACACCAUGCACGGGGCCACCGCCAUCCGCUGCGAGUCCGUGCCCAACGCCCUGGCCCAGUGGAACGGAACCGUGCCCGCCUGCACCAUUCCCUGUGGAGGAGUUCUGACUGCGCGCCGUGGGACCAUCCUGUCUCCUGGAUACCCGGAUCCCUAUGACAACUAUCUGAACUGUGCUUGGAAGGUCUUCGUUCCAGAGGGAGCCGGGAUCCAAAUCACAGUGGUGAGUUUUGCCACCGAGCACAACUGGGACACGUUGGAGUUCUACGACGGAGUCGACAGCGAUGCACCAAGACUCGGAAGUUAUUCAGGUACCACCAUCCCGCCGGUCCUCAACAGCACCUCCAACAACUUGUACCUGACGUUCCAGACGGACAUGAGCACAUCGGGCUCCGGCUUUCACCUGGAGUACACGGCAAUAGGUCUGGAUUCCUGCCCAGAGCCCCCGUCUCCCAGCAGUGGAGUGCGGCUCGGCGAGCGCUACAUCGUGGGUGACGUGGUCUCCUUCCAGUGCGACCAGGGCUACAGUCUGAAGGGGAGUGGGCACAUCACGUGUAUGCCAGGCCCCGUCAGGAGAUGGAACUACCCGGUGCCCCUCUGUCUCGCCCAGUGUGGCGGCUCCUUGACAGAAUUCAACGGGGUGAUCCUGAGUCCUGGCUUCCCAGGGAAUUACCCCAGUGGCCUUGACUGCGACUGGACCGUAAAACUCCCCAUUGGCUUCGGCAUUCACCUGCAGUUCCUGAACUUCUCCACGGAGGCGGUGCACGACUACCUGGAGGUGCGUAGCGGCACUCCGGAGGCCGGCUCCGUCAUCGACCGCUUCAGCGGCUCCGUGGUGCCCGACUCCUUCUUCAGCACCACCCACCAGACCAGCUUUGUCUUUCACAGCGACUACUCGCAGAACAAAGCCGGCUUCCACAUCACCUAUGAGGCGUACGAGCUGCAGAGGUGCCCGGACCCUCGACCUUUCCGUAACGGCGCGGUGAUUGGCAGCGACCUGGGAGUGGGCAUGACCAUCUCCUUCGAGUGCCUGCCGGGCUACACACUGCUGGGGGAGCCUUCGCUCACCUGCCUGCAUGGAGUUAGCAGAAACUGGAACCACCCGGUGCCGCGCUGUGAAGCUCUCUGUGGCGGCAACAUCACCUCCCUGAAUGGCACCAUAUACUCCCCUGGGCACCCGGCCGAGUACCCCAACUUCCAGGACUGCAUGUGGACUAUCAGGGUGCCCCCGGGGAACGGCAUCUACAUCAACUUCACCCUGCUCAACACCGAGCCCAUUUACGACUACAUCACUGUCUGGGACGGCCCUGACCAGGGCUCUCCUCAGAUUGGUCAGUUCAGUGGAAGCUCCACCCAGGAGGCGGUCCAUAGCACAUCCAAUCACAUCCUCAUCAAGUUCCACAGCGACUUCAGCACCAGCGGGUUCUUCAUCCUCACGUACUAUGCCUACCAGCUCCGCGUAUGUCAGCCUCCGUCACCAGUGGCCAAUGCAGAGGUGUUGAUGGAUGAUGAGGAAUUUCAAAUAGGAGACAUAGUCAGGUACCGGUGUCUGCCUGGCUUCACCCUGGUGGGCAGCGAGAUCCUGACCUGCCGAUUGGGCGAGAGACUUCAGAUGGACAGCCCCCCGCCCCUCUGCCAAGCGCAAUGCCCGGACAACAAGGUGCUGUUUGACUCGACGGGGGUCAUCCUGAGCCCGGGCUUCCCAGACAGCUACCCCAACCUGCAGAUGUGCUCCUGGCUCAUCAACGUGGAGAAGGGCUACAACAUCACGCUGCACUUCGAGCUCUUCCAGACCGAGAAGGAGUUCGACAUCCUGGAGAUCUUUGACGGCCCCAACAUCUACAGCCCCAGCCUGGCAGCCCUGAGCGGGGACCACGCGGUGCCCUUCAACGUCACCACCAGUGGUCACCAGCUGCUCCUGCGCUGGUCCUCCGACCACGGCACCAACAAGAAGGGCUUCCGCAUCACGUACGUGGCCCUGUACUGUAGCACUCCGGACUCCCCGCAGCACGGCUUCGUCAUGAGCCAGACGGGCGGCCAUGUCAACAGCGUGGUGCGCUGGGCGUGCGACCGCGGCUACCGGCUCAUCGGCAAGGGCUCGGCCGUGUGCCGCAAGACGCCCUUCGGACUCCUCGCCUGGGACGGCUCGGUCCCCGCCUGCCAAGCGGUGUCCUGUGGGAUGCCGGCGGCUCCCGUCAAUGGCGGCGUGCUGGCAGCGGAUUACUCGGCGGGCACGCGGGCCACCUACUUCUGCAACGAGGGCUUCCGGCUCUCCUCCAAAGAGGUGACCAGCACAGUGUGCCAACCCGACGGGCUCUGGAGCAGCCACAACAAGAUCCCCCGCUGCACUGUCAUGGUGUGUCCCAGUAUCGGCUCCUUCACGCUGGACCACGGCAAGUGGCGCAUUGUCAACGGCUCGCGCUACGAGUUCGGCACCAAGGUGGCCUUCGCCUGCAACCCCGGCUACUUCCGCCUGGGGCCCGCCCACAUCCACUGCACCGCCAACGGCACGUGGAGCUGGCGCAACGAGAGGCCCCGCUGCAGGAUCAUUUCGUGUGGGGAGCUGGCCACCCCGCCUAAUGGGAGGAAAAUUGGAACGCAGACGACCUUCGGCGCCACAGCCAUUUUCACCUGCAACUCCGGAUACAUCCUGGUGGGCUCCACCGUCCGGGAGUGCCUGGCCUCAGGCCUAUGGAGUGGGCCCGAGACACACUGCCUUGCCGGUCACUGCGGUGUCCCCGAGCCCAUUGUGAACGGGCAGGUGGUGGGCGAGAACUUUGGCUACAGGGACACGGUGGUGUACCAGUGCAACGCUGGCUUCCGCCUCCUCGGCUCCUCUGUACGCAUCUGCCAGCAGGACCACCAGUGGUCUGGACAGCUCCCCUCCUGCGUGUCUGUGAGCUGUGGCCAUCCUGGCAGCCCCAUCUAUGGGCGUACGGUGGGAGAUGGCUUCAACCUCAACGACGUGGUGAGCUUCUUCUGCAAUAACGGCUACAUCCUCGAGGGACCCUCCCAGACGCAGUGCCAGGCCAGCCGCCAGUGGAGCCAGCAGCCCCCAACCUGCAGAGUGGUCAACUGCACGGACCCAGGGAUCCCGGCCAACUCCAUCAGGCAGAGCAAAAUCGAACAUGGCAACUUCACCUUCGGAACGGUGGUCUCGUUUGACUGCAAUCCGGGCUAUUACCUGUUCGGAUCAUCCGUGCUCACCUGCCAGCCGACGGGCCUGUGGGACAAGCCCUUGCCAGAGUGCAUCGAGGUUGACUGCGGCCACCCCGGGGUGCCUCCUCACGGCGUGCUGGUGGGGGAGAAGUCCUCGUUCGGCUCCACGGUGCACUACACCUGCGCGGGGGGCCGCCAGCUGAUGGGGGACGCCGCACGCACCUGCCAGCUCAACGGACACUGGAGCGCCCCCCUACCACACUGCUCAGGUGGCAGCGCAGGCAGCUGCGGGGACCCCGGCACCCCGGCCCACGCCACGCGGGAGGCGGGCAGCUUCCAGCUGCGCAGCAAGGUGCGCUUCACCUGCCACUCGGGCCACACCCUCUACGGCUCGGCUGAGCGCAUCUGCUUCCCCAACGGCACCUGGUCGGGCAAGCAGCCCACCUGCAAACCUGUCCAGUGCGGUAACCCGGGCACGCCGGCCAACGGGCGGGUGGCGCACUUGGAUGGCACCUCGUUCUCCCACUCCAUCGUCUACUCCUGUGCCCAUGGCUACCGCCUCUCCGGCACCCCUGCCCGCUCAUGCCUGGCCAAUGGCACCUGGUCGGGCACGGAGCCCAACUGCACACUGAUCAGCUGCGGUGACCCUGGCAUCCCGGCCAACGGUUUGCGCAUCGGAGAGGACUUCACGGUGGGUCAGAACAUCACCUUCGCCUGCCAUCCCGGCUACAUCAUGGCCAACAGCACCGGGCCCACCCGGACCUGCACCCACAACAGCACCUGGAGUGACACCCUGCCUGCCUGCAAAGCGGUGAGGUGCCCUAUGCCGCCCCCUAUCCACCAAGGCCGUGUGGAGGGUAGUGUGUUUGAGUGGGGCACCAGCGUGAGCUACACCUGCCUGACGGGCUACGAGCUCUCCUUCCCCGCCAGCCUGACCUGCGUGGGGAACGGCACCUGGGCCGGCGAGCUGCCCCUCUGCCUACCCAAGUUCUGUGGUGACCCGGGGCUGCCAGCGAGAGCCCGCAGGGAGGGCCAGAGUUUCAUCUACAAGUCGGAGGUGGAAUUCAGCUGCAGCGCCCCCUACGUGCUGGUGGGCUCCAGUGCACGCGUCUGUCAGGCGGAUGGCUCCUGGAGUGGCACACAGCCACGAUGCAUAGAGUCGACCAGACACUCAUGUGAGGGCCUUACAGUCCCCGAGUUUGGCUACCUGAAUAACAGCCUGGGCUUCAAGGUUGGCAGCACGGUGAAGUUCCACUGCCAGGCUGGGCACCUGCUCCUGGGCUCCACCACGCGGACCUGCCAGCCUGACCUCACCUGGAGCGGGGACCAGCCGCAGUGUCUGCCCCACUCCUGUAAGCAACCAAAGAGCCCGGCGCACGCCAGCGUGGUGGGCAUGGACCUGCCAUCGUUCGGCUACACGCUGGUCUACUCCUGCCAGCCCAGCUACUUCCUGACGGGAGGCUCCGAGCACCGCGUCUGCCGGACCGACGGCACCUGGACGGGCAAAGUUCCGGUCUGCCGCGCUGGCUCCAAGACCUCCGAGAAACCCGCAGUGGUGGCCGAGCAAGGAACGCCAUUCCCCAAAAUAAACGUUCCGGAUGAUGUGUUUGCGCCGGCGUUCGCCUGGAAGGGCUCGUUCGAGCACCGGGGUGUCAAGCAGCCCAUGACUCUGACAAUCACCAGCCUGAACGUGACCACGGGCAGAGUCAACGUGACACUCAACGACGGAGACGUGGAGCUUCUGCUCUCAGGUGUGUACAAGAGCAGGGAGGCGCGCCUGACGUUGCAGCUGCACCACAGCCAGACGCUGGCCCACAGCACCUACAGCAAGACCACAGAGGACACCUGGGCCAUGGACGGCUUUGUUUCCGUGGAGCCUGACCGUGGCACUUACGUCUACCAAGGCUUCAUACAAGGGAGAGAUUACGGCCCGUUUGGACUACAGAGACAAGGUCUGAAUGUGACGGAAGCAACCAGGACACCGGAGGCUCCCCCCGGGACCAACAGCAGCUCUGUGGCCAUCGCCAUCCUCGUGCCUUUCUUCGCCCUCAUUUUCGCAGGCUUCGGAUUUUACCUAUAUAAACAGCGGAAAACAGAUAAAACGGAGUACUCCGGAUGCGCCGUGCACGAGAACAACAAUGGUCAGGCGACGUUCGAGAACCCCAUGUACAACACCAACUCCAAGUCUAUUGAGGGCAAGGUCGUCCGCUUUGAUCCCAACCUCAACACAGUCUGCACAAUGGUUUGAUAAAGGAGCCCUUUCUCCAAGAUGGAACAUUUUAUGUUUUUUAAGAGGUUUUUUUUUUGCUUUCCUCUUCCUUUCAGGAUUGGGACGUGUGAUUAUUUUUUUGUGA